AUGGGAAACUAUGGUAGUAAGAGUAAUUACGGAGGAGCUUAUGGAAGCAGUGGUAUGGGUGGAUAUGGAGGCAGCGGUAUGGGUGGAUUUGGAGGCAGCGGUAUGGGUGGAUUUGGAGGCAGCGGCAUGGGUGGAUUUGGAGGCAGCGGUAUGGGCGGCUAUGGAGGUAGUGGUAUGGGUGGUUAUGGAAGUGGUGGUAUGGGUAGUAUGGGUGGCUAUGGAGAUGGCGGUAUAGGUUACGGAUCUGGUGGUUAUGGCGAUGAUGGUUAUGGGUCUGGUGGUUAUGGUGGUUAUGGCGAUGAUGGGUAUAGCUCAGAUGGUUCCAGUUACGGAGGUAUCAGUGGUUUCGGUAGUAGUGGUGGUAUCGGUAGUUUUGGUGGUAGUGGAGGUAUGGGCGGUUUUGGUGGUAGUGGAGGUAUGGGCGGUUUUGGUGGUAGUCGAGGUAUGGGCGGUGCUGGCGGUUAUGGCAGAUAUGGAAGAUAUGGCAAACAUGGUGGUCAUGGAAGAAAGAAAAGCACUUGUAAGUAUAGUAAACUCACUGACAUGUUUAAUAUAUAA
Mytilus trossulus (common blue mussel) is the source of this 558-nucleotide messenger RNA. Its product is annotated as acanthoscurrin-2-like. The record is from RefSeq and is a predicted model, not a curated record. The transcript has a single exon. The coding region runs from base 1 to 558 and encodes 185 amino acids. NCBI's taxonomy places the organism in Eukaryota, Metazoa, Mollusca, Bivalvia, Mytilida, Mytilidae.